This is a messenger RNA of Pseudopipra pipra, 26607 nucleotides long. It is a transcript of the gene CXXC4, whose product is annotated as CXXC finger protein 4. NCBI's taxonomy places the organism in Eukaryota, Metazoa, Chordata, Aves, Passeriformes, Pipridae. Bases 728 to 1927 code for a protein of 399 amino acids. The record is from RefSeq and is a predicted model, not a curated record. Gene Ontology annotation, cellular component: nucleus. The transcript has 2 exons. Gene Ontology annotation, molecular function: methyl-CpG binding; zinc ion binding.
CGCUCCCUCACCUCGGCGGCGAUCGCCUCCCGCCCCCGCCCUCCCCUCCCCUCCCCCGCACCGCCACACGCACACGCACUCCCGGCGCUGUGUGCGAGGGCGGGCGCCGGGAGACGGGCGGCGAGCAGCGCGCCGGCAGAGGAGACCACCGCGCACACGCACACACACACAUAGACACACACACGCACACUCCCUCCCGCCCUCCCUCUGUGCCUGCUCCUUCCUCGCCCCCCGCCGCCUCCCCUGCUCCCCCCCUCCUCCUCCUUUCUCUGCAACGGGCGAGAGAGGGAGAGGGGGGAAAAAAGCCACUUACAGGUAUUUGUUUAGUGGAUCGGCGGCUUAAUUUAUCCCCCCUGCCACCCCCCCCACCUUCCCCACCGCCCCUCGCAGUUUGUUUACAAGUAUCAAAGUUGUAAUUGAGGAGCUGCCAAGGCACAUCUGGAUAUUUUUCUUCUUCUUCUUCUUCUUCUUUGUGUUAGGGACUGAUGUGCAACUAAUUAAAGGCAGACAGGCUGGUAGCGUCUGCACGCUCAAGCCCCCCCAAAUAAAGAGCCUGCUGCGGCAGCUCCCGUGAGGAUGCCGGAGGAACGGCUGCCCGGCCAGGCACCGACCGCGGGGAUGCGCCCAGAGGAGGAGGAGGAGGAUUAAGCGACCCCCCCCCCCCGUCCCUGUCCCUCUCCCCCCGGCCCCCUAUCCCCCUGUCCCGUCCCCCCCCGACCCGGCCACCAUGAACACCAACGUGUGCGUGGAGAGCGGCCCCAACCCCGAGGCGCCAGGGCUGCCCAAGGACAGCCACCUGCCCGAGGGGGCCCUCAACAGCCUUGUGGAUUACAACUCGGAGAUGGAGAGGUACCGCUCCUUCGCCACCUUCUACAAGACCAACGGCGGCGCCUUCCCCCAGGCGGCCAAGAUCGCCCGCAUCACCACCCCCAUCUUCCCCAGCGCCGCCGCCGCCGCCGCCGCCCGUAUCGGCAUGUCCCCCUGGAACUGCGACACCGCCACGGCCGCCGCCGCCACCGCCAUGCUCUGGGGCAGCGGCGGCGGCGGCGGCGCGGCGGGCGGCGCGAGGAAACCCUCCUCCUCCUCCUCCUCCGCCGCCGCCUCCGCGGCCGCCGCCGCCGCCUCCUCGCUGCACGCCGGCAGGGGCGGCAUGCACCACCGGAGCGACUCGCAGCGGCUGGGCAAGCCCGGCUGCCCGCCGGCCGAGCAGCCCGCCCUGCCCAUGGCCAACGGCAACUUCCUCUCCACGCUCGCCCCCGAGCACUGCCGGCCGCUGGCCGGCGAGUGCAUGAACAAGCUCAAGUGCGGCGCCACCGAAGCCGAGAUCAUGAACCUCCCCGACCGCGUCGGCACCUUCUCGGCCAUCCCGGCGCUGGGCGGCCUGUCCCUGCCCCCCGGGGUCAUCGUCAUGACGGCCCUACACUCCCCCGCCGCGGCCUCGGCCGCCGUCACAGACAGCGCCUUCCAGAUCGCCAACCUGGCGGACUGCCCGCAGAGCCACGCCUCGGCCUCGCCCGCCUCCGCCCUGGGAGCCGCCGCCGGCGCGGGGGGCGGUGGAGGCGGUGGCGGCGGAGGCGGAGGGGGGGCCGGCGGCACCGGCGGCGGGGCCGGGGCCGGGGCCGGGGCGGGCAACCCUGCCAAGAAGAAGCGGAAACGCUGCGGGGUGUGCGUGCCCUGCAAGCGGCUCAUCAACUGUGGAGUCUGCAGCAGUUGCAGGAACCGCAAAACGGGACACCAGAUCUGCAAAUUUAGGAAAUGUGAAGAGCUUAAGAAAAAACCGGGCACUUCGCUAGAGGUCAGAGGAGAUGAUUUCUUUUUCCCCAGCCUCCCGCCGUCCCUCCUCAACCCCCUGCCCCCGCCCCUCCAGUGCUUCUUGUCUAGCUUCAAGAUGCAGCAUCCCUUCUCCGAGGCCUCCUUCAGGCUCUGAGGGAGCUCCCGCCGCGGGCGCGGCUCCCCGCGGCGCGGCCCCGCCGCCCGCCCUUCUCCGCCCCGCAGGGAAGAGAAACGCCGCCCCCCGCGGCGCCCCGCGGAGCCGGGCCCUGGCCUCCGGCCCCGGGCCGAGGAGGGACGGUCGGGGGGCGCCGGCCCCCGCCCCGCCAGCUCGUGGCCGUUACGGGACGAUGCUAACCUGGUUUACCUGCCGUGCUGUUUCCAUAAGACUGCUGGCUCUCUCUGGUUUCUUUUUAUUAUUUUUUUUCUUUUCUCUCUCUCUCUCUUUUUUUUUUUUUUUUUUUUUUUUUUAAUUAACGGCAAUAAUGACGAUUCGGGGAGGUUUGUAGGGACGGGGAGGUGGGAAAGGGAAAGUUUUAGCAGAACGCCCGGCUCUCGCUGUCAGAAGUUCAGGGGAAAGCGAUGGCGAGUUCAUCUCCAGAUUGGCUGGUAGCAGUUUGUCCUAGACAGGCAACUGGCCAUAGAGCCUGGUAGUCGGUGAAACGUGCCCAAGUGAUUUCUUUGGCAAUGUCUUUUACGAAAUAACCUGUUCGUGGUGUAUUAAACACAAUGGAAGAAUAGCACAGGUAUGACUGAACUGAUUUCGGAGUGAACUGUAUGUACGGUUAUUUUUACGAUGUGUCCUCGGAACUGACAAUGUAUUGUGCUCCCCAAAGCUGUAACAACAGGUUUUCAGGUUUACUAGACAUAGGAGAGACAGGCAGAUCCCAUGUCGCAGAUAUUUCGGUUAACGUAUUGAGUACGACAGACAAUGGGAACCAGAAUACACAUCCGUGAGGAAAACGGCAAUUGGAUGGUACCGUUAGGGGGAGGAAACAAGUGAGAGAAAAGACUAGUAAUCACACUUAAUCCCUUGUCAUUAUUAAAAUUAUAGUGUUGCUGCUUAGAUGCACAUAUCGGAUGCAUUGGAAGGUGUCGAGAAUGAUGGAUUUAGUACAGAGGAGUAGUGUGUGUCGGGUGACAUCAAGAUUUGUAGUCACAGAAAUCAGAAACUCAGUGAGAAAUUGCAACUUCUGUCUCUGUGUGUGUGUAUGUGUGUGUGUGUAUGUAUGUGUGUGUGUGUGUGUGUGUGUGUGUAUGCUCGUGCGUGUCUGCAGAGCGGUUUAUUCCCUUGCUCGUUGCUUGCAGGAGUUCUCUCCAGGAAGAGGUGGGAUGAGGGAUUCCGGGGAAAAAGCAACACUAAGAGCCAAUUAAUUUAUUCUGUGUUAAAUAAAUGGAGAUAAUGGUGUUCAUAUUGACACUGCCAUGGGACAAAAGCAGCAUUUGGGGUUUUAACUGACAUUUGGCUGAUACCAUUAACUCUUUCCUAACCAGCUUCAUCAAAACAACUAAUUAAUCCAUUUUUGCAAGAGUGAACUGUCCUUGCUGAAAGUUUGAUUCAUAGCUCUCCCUCCUUUUAGCUCUUUUUUGUGAAUGUAUGGUGACCCAGCAUCACUAAUGCAAAAACCAGGAUGGACUUCCCAGGGGACAGAAACUAGAUUGAGUUUCCAACUCUUGUUUUCCUCAAUAGCAUGCCUUUGUUGCUUUUGCAGCAAGUUUGCAACAAAGAUACCCAAUGCCCCAGUCUGUUAAUGAUGGAUUAUAAUGCUGAAUACAGCCUAAAAGAGAUUUCUCUGAGCCAGAGGCAUGGAGAAUCCUCCCCACACCACCUAGCACUGGGGGUGCCUUUGUGUGCCAGGUUCCCUCAUUAGGCUUGCAAACUAGGAUGCUGCUGGGAUUUAAUGUUUGUGAUAAAUGAUAGGUUCUGAUGGCUUAUCGAUUUGUGCAGAAAGUGAGCUAUCUCUGGAACAAAUGUGAACGUUAUCAGAUCUUCCUAUGGGUUUGUGUACAUCUCUGAGCACAUUUCCAGAACUUCCUCGCUCCUGACAAAGGUGUUCGACAGCGUAAAAACUUUUCAGGCGUGUUAUGAGAACGCCGCCUGUUAAAAUUGUUUAACCACUGUGACUAGUAAAACCUGUGGUUUAAUUAGCCACUUGUGUGCUCUCAUAACCACCUGCCUUCACUUCUUUUCUUCAUUUUCUCUCUCUCUCUCUCCCACUCACUCUCUCCUGUUUGUGCUCUGUCAGAAACGUAAACACAAAAGCUCUUCUGCUGCUGUACUGUGACUCGAAGGAAACAGGUUUCUCUUUCCAGCUGUGGAGAUGUCAGUAAGGCAUCGCUUCUCUGCAGGUCGUGGCCCAUCACAAAGUUUUGUCACAGGAUGUGACUGAUUUCAUUACAGAAAUGUGGUUUGUCAGUAGGAGAGGAAGACUAACUUUCUUCUGUGGUUGUUUUCCUUAUGUCUUCUUUCUUCUUCUUUUUUUAAAAAAAUAAAUUACCUAAUAAAGAGUGACAGCAGGGCUGCCUACAGCACAAGCGCAGCAGCAGUGCUCUGGCCGUAUGGCCACCAGCUGGAAGGGUGUCAGAGAGUGACAGGGCCUACAUGAGGGCACUGCAGUAGCAGUGUUGGUGUCGAGGGGCAGGCAAGGGCAGCCUCUCUGUGGAGUGAGCCGCUGGAGUGACUCAUUUGGCCUGUGCUCCAGGGGAAGCCCCCACUCUGCAUGGGGGAUCCCCUGGCACCCUGGUAGGCACAGUCCCAUGGAAAUGCAUCAAGGAUUGAGGGGCUCAAAUUCUACUACACACUUGUAAGAUUUAUGAAUUGUGCUCGACAGUGGCUGCAAGUUGCGGGGGUGAUUUAAGGCAAGGGGUGGAACUAUGUUUAAAAACAGAAUAAAUGAAAAAUGAGAAUAAUACCAAUAAACAGUAAACUGGCUGAUCCCACAAAAACCAUUUCUCUCUUUUUCCUUUAAGUCUUUUCUACUGGUGCAAUGAAGGCAUAGGAUAAAAAACGUUAGUACAUGGAGUCGAAGACAGAUUCACUUGAAUGCUUUCUAGUCUCUGACCGUCAUAUUUUUAAUGGAAUGCUUCUCACCCAGCAUUUUUUUUAAAACACUUGAAUUAUUUUUUCCUACUUUUCUUGUACUGUUUUCACAUUAAAAGUGUCCCAAUGCUCUAGUAUUUUUCAUAGAAUGUUAUUAUUACUAGGAAAUUUUAUGUACGGCAAUAAUAAAUCUAUAAAAAUAAGAUUGACGUCACGUUGCAUGCUGCCUACUUGUGUAUGUAUAUUCUGUGUUCAUUCAGAUUUACAGUCGGUUUAAAGAGACAUAAUCUUUAUUUACCCAUAGAGACUACUUAUUUUCCUCUGAUUGGUAUACGUGUCUAUAACUUCUGCUGCAGGUUAUGAAGAUUAGAAGCCUGAUGAUAGUUUACAUCCCCCUCUCUUUGAAGUGAACCACUUCCAUUCAGCAUAAGAAUCUCAUUUACCCCACUCCUCAUUUUCAUUAGCAUGGCAACAAUUUCAGGCAGAGGGGCUGACUUGCAUUGGAGGGGCUGAAGGGCCCUGCCCAAUUGUGAACUGUCAUCUGUUUAGGCAUGCUGUCAUCAUGGCUGGUACCACUUGCUUUCUUUGUAAUAGCCCAGCUAAUUGAUAAGUGCGCUAUUCAAGUGAAUGUUUGCAUACCACCUCGAUAUAGUUGAUACCAGCCUCCAAACCCAAGGCACCUCGCUGAGUUACAUUUCAAGCCAGUGGGAGUUUGAGAUGGCCUUCUCCGGGGAUAGGUUGUGAUGAUUGAUUUCAGCAGGAAUGGCGUCUGAUCCUGAAAAUCUUAACACCAUAUGGCAUUGCCACGGGGGAGAGAGGCUGCGCUGGCAACCUCCGAACUUGCACUUCGUGUAGCGGUAGCGUGUGUGAGCGCGUUAAGGGAAGACUGCUGAGCUCUGUGGAUAGGGGUCAAUUAGUAGGGGCCUCAGAGGAAGCAAUUUCCCUGCCGUCUAUCUAGCUUUAAAUUACAUGCACGAGUUAAGUGACGGCAUGAUGGAAUUGAGUAGUGUGAGGGGGAACUGUAAAGUCUGAUAAGGAGCAGGUGGCUAACACGAUCCAACUGGCUAACUGGAAGGUGAAAAAGAAAGACCACCUUGUAGCCUGCGUUGCUGUUCAUCACUUAACAUUGGCAGUGUUGCUGUAUGACAGUUUGUCUCUCCUGCCUGCCACUGCCUUGUAGCCCUCCGUCUGGCUGAGUCUCCCCAUGUGCAUGUGUUAAACACUGUGCAGAUGAGCAAAAAAGCAGUCCUUGUUCCUGGGCAUUUACAGCUGGAACAAGAACCAUAGUCUGUCCUGAGUGCAAUUCACAUUGGAAUUGGCUGCAAAGCCCUGAUUGACCCUGAGUGCUGUUUUUCCCCUCUUUCCUUCUCAUUCAUGCCCCGUGUGUUCCACCAAGGAUGCUCUUGUUUUUCUGUUCCCAGGCCUGAGCCUGCAGGGAGUGUGCCUGGCACUGGAACUGGUUGUUAGCACCAUAUGAGAGCCCUUGCUGGGUGACUGUGAUACUCUUGCUUGGGGCUUCCAACAUGGUGCAUAAUCCUGCCAUAAUGGUGUGGGCAGGGAGCGGGGGACGUGAGAAGCAGAGCAAGAUCUGACCUUCAUUGAGUGCUUUGCAAUGUUUUUUUAUCACUUUCAUUCGGAUAUUGCAUGUCUGGGAUAAACAUACAUUCAGUGAUGAAUUUUCCUUUUGAUCUCUGGAGGUUCUUGGGUACAACACAGGGCCUCCUACUACCACUUCCAGCAGAGACCAGAGCAGGUGCAAGCAUCUUUUCUCACUGGUGCCUGCUCUCUGCUGCUCGGAAAUCUCAUUGAAGCUAAUUGACCUUACGUCUUAGGAUCCUGUCUUGCAAGGCAGGAGUGCACUGCGGUUGUUGGGAGACAUGGGGUGGAGGAAGAUGUGUAGAGCCCAGAGGAGUUGAGCUUUUGGUCUCUUUACAGUUCUGGCACAUCACUGAGUGCAAGUGAUUUCCUCUGAAAUGGAGUUGAAUGUUGUCUGGUUUACUGUUUCAUAUGUUGUUGCUUCCCUUUCCUUGUGUGAUACUUGCAAAGCAGAGGAAGUGCCCAAAGCCCAUGACAUUAGUGUUCAAUUUAGAAUAUAAAUUGCUGCUUGAUAUGGUAUAGUUUGUUAAAGGGGGCAAAAAUUAAGUCUCUCCUGCCUAAGGAAAUCUUAAUGGUGGGAUUUGGUACUGAACUGAACAGAAUGUCAAGGAAUUCUGCAAAAUUGUAGGCCAGUCAAGUACUUAGCAGUCUCUUUGAUACAAACACUGGUUUCUACUUGCAUUGGAAAUUCCUUGUUUUAAAUCAUUGAACUAUGAUUGUUUGCCAGUGAAAUUGUCCGUAUGGUAAGAGAGAUUAACUGGUUAUGGGGGUUCUGCAUUUUGAUUGCACUGAAUAGUUCUUUGCACAUUUCUCAAAGUACUAGUAGAGGUUAUGCAGUUGGGGUGUCGGGAUUCUGUGCCAGACUCUGGGUUUCAGUGUCAUGACUGUUUGGUUAGUCUGUUUUUUUAAGCUGACAUAAUGAAAUCUCUGUGUAUUGUUUAGGCUGGGCAAGCUGUAUGUGCCAUGAGAAAGAUGAUGAAUGAGGGCAAUUUGAGGUUUUUUUUGAGCAGUAAUUUGCAUAAUAAGUAUCUUUUUUCUUUCUUUCUUUCUUUUUUCCCCCCCAAAUCAUCUUGGUCACUUUGAACUAGGUAUUUCAGUUAGCGGUGCAUAGAACCAUCAUGACUUGGAGUCCUAUGGCAACUACAGGAUGUCUGGAAAAUCUUUCCAAUUCGGUGUUUCUACAAAAUGUGGACUAUACACAUCAUGCCUCAUUCAUAUAGGGAGAUUCAUUUAAGCUGGUAGAUAUGUGAAUGUCGUGUUAUACACCGAUAUUUAGGAGUGGUUAACAGUAAGGAACAGUCUCAAUAUUUGUCUGCCUGUUCAUGUAUAUUCAUAUUUUUGGGUUUUGGGUCCACUUUCCAUGCAAUUAUAUUUAAUAAGUGCACACUUAACACUUUUACUGAAGUUAGGGAAGACAUUGCUUACUUGGAGAAUGAAUUAGGAUGUCAGAAAACAAUCCCUUUGUACUGAGGAAAGCAAAGGGUCAGAAACGUUUUUUUGGUCAGAAACCAACAUCCUGGUGCUGUGCUUUUGGUUUUAAAAUAAAUGUGUUCUAGAGAGUUAAACAGAAGGUUGAUAUUAAUUUCUGUAUAUUGUCAUGCAUUUGAUACAUGGCAAUGACUGAGAACAGGUCCUUUCCAGAUAUCCUAAAAAUUUAUAUUGUUAAAAGGAAAACUAGUAGUCUUCUAGCUCUUAACAUGCAUAUAUUUUAAGGGUUAGGCUUGGUGAAGUAAUUCUAAGCAGGCAAACCUAGAAUAUACACUUUAAAGACUCAUCAAAUAUAGUAUAGUCCUUUUGAUUGCUGGUUGCAAUGGGAAAUGGCUGUCGAUUGCAAAGGGAAAGGCUUUAAGAUCAGUUUUUUGGAUGUACCCAAGUGAGUUAGGCGCAGUAAGAAAGUAACUGGUGUCACUGUAAAAAAGUCCCUGGGACUUGGCCUCGGUUGAUAACAAUUCCCGGUUGCUAACAAGUCACCGACUACAUGCUUAAAAAUUGGCAGCAGACACCAUGUCUUCUGAGGAGUACCACCAUCCAGAGAAAGUGCUUCUCUGCUUCUGUAGUGUCUGUAUUUUUGAUAGCUCAUCUACUUGAAUGAUCGUACUGAACCACAAUGUCUUGAAGCAUGCAGUUUCAUUUGACACUUCUUUUGCUUUUUGGGAGCCCAUACUGCUCUGUCUGUCUUUUCUCUUCUUUUGGGUACCUUUAUUGUUUUCCGCAGUCAUAUCUUGUUCAGUCACAUGCAAACACCUGUCCUGAAAUUGAAUUACUCUGUGGUGUAAUCUGAAGUCAUCCCCCAUUUCAGCAUCCUGGGCUUUCUGUUGUGUGUUAUGUUGCACCAUACUUUAGAUGCGACAGCCAUUUAAUAAUGUUGAAGCCUUAGCUCUGCAGGGGCUAAAAAGAUCCCAGCAGGCUUGUUAACUUCUACUCUCAGACAUUAUGGGAAAUAUUUUCUCCUCCCUGGAACUCCUAGGCAUCCUCUUAAUUAACACUAUAAAAAUACAUAGCCAGGUACGAAGCCUGUUUAAUUUUUUUGCAGUUUUUCCAGAGUUUCUCCGUUCCUUCUUAUUUAACCAGACACUGGUGCCAAGUGAGUUAUGAGAACAUAAAAGGAAUAAAAGCAGCCUGGGUCAUGCUGGAUACUCUGUUCUUGUCAGGCAGCAUACUCAUCAAGCACCUUCCCCUUACUCACCAUAGGGUCUUAUUCUUUCCCCUGCUUUACUUUGGUCUUUUCCUUUAUCUCAGUCUCGGAAGUGUUGGCCAUUUGAAAACUUUGCACCUCUCCUGUCUCAGGAGAGUAUUCCUUUCUGUUCCACGCUGCUGUGGUCAUGGUGUCUGUUGUACUUUUAUAUAGGAUCCCCACUAGCUGGUAUCAGACUUCAUUUGACUAGGAGUUAUUUGUACAGAGAUGAGAGAGGUUAUUCAGUGGUUUAGGAAGUUGAGAAGCAGUAAUAAAAUUUGAGGUGGAAGGAGGAACUUAAUAAAUACUGGAAAGCAGUGGGGAAUCCAAGAGAAUUCAGGAUGCAUAUCACUUAAGAUGAGGACAGAAGAGGAGGAAAGAAGAGCUGCAGAGUGCUCAAACAGAGGAGGACACAAAAGUGACUGAGGGUGGUUUAUAAUGUGUGAAGCCUCAGUGAAGGGGUGCCUGGUCCUCCAUAGGGGUGACUCAGUGACCAUGGGACAGACUGACUGAGCACUGAAGGGUACAAUGAUAGGGCUGAAGAUGGCAGUGAGAUCUCCCCUGGUGAGAAGAGCACGGAAUAUAUCUGCUGCUGUGAGCUGGUUUACCAUUAGUAAUUCAGGUGAGGCAGUUGAAGAGCUCACCAGUAAUCAUCUUCCUAGCACUUGUACAGGGGAAGGCCAAGACUUCAUACAGAUGAAAGGGACCUUGGUGAGGGUGAGCAGGGUUUUUCACAUGCCCUUGUUGUUAGGGUAAACCGGUUUCUUUAAUUAAUUUUUUAAAAUUGACUGGAAUUUAUGGAGAGAAUUUGGAUAUUGGGAUGAGCAUUUGUUCUGGGCAUGAUCCAAACAAGUUGUUCAAGGGCUAAGGAAAUGAUAAAGGAGUACAUACAGGAAAGCUAAAAAAUGUGAAAGGGAGAGGGGAAGCUUGCAAAUGAAAGGCUGAAAAUGAUGAUUUGUUGCAUGAGGAGUUCUUGGUCUUAGAGGUUUCUUUGGUGGUGUGUACUGUGUGUCCUAGGAAAGCUGGAGCAUGCUGACAGAACAUCAGUCUACACCAUGUUAACUCAAAGAAUUUGCUCCACUGUCGUGAAAGAAAUACCCCAAAAGAACUGCAGUUCAAUAACAUCUGUCCUGUACAUUGUAACUGCGAGGUGGGGAUGCAGUGUGGAUGCAGCAACCUUGGCAGUUACAGGCUUGGAACAGAGCUGAAGAACCCUGAGUGUCUGUGUAGAAGGUACAAGGAGGGCAGAGCAUGAUUACUGUGAGGCAAUUAAAGAGGUCAGAAAUGGAAAAGAGAGGCAAGGAGUACACAUUGGUAAAUAUGUGAUCUCCAAAGUGAGUAGUAUCAGUCAAACAAAGGAUUUUGGUUUUAGAGUAAACAAAAGAGGAGAAAAAUAUAUUUGGAAGGGUUGUGGGUAUGACUCGUGGGAGGGGGUGGGAGAAGACUCAAUGACACUAUUUCAGUAAUGAUAUAAAACCUGCUCUCUCUAAAUCACCAGUUCAUCUGAGCUCUGGGAAGUGGUAAUGUGGUUGGCUGAUUGCUUGGAAGCUGAUGUAAAGUAAAUUGGAGGUCAAAGUCCAGUGGAGGUGACAGUGUCAUGAAAAUAAUUACUGAGAUGUGUCUUAAUUGUCAUCCUUGAAAAUUUCAGAAGACACACCUGAGAAUGAAUGGAAUUCAGAACCAUUUACAAUCUUUUAACGUUUUCCUUGCCAGUCAGGAAUUGUAGUGACUUGCUGUAUAAAAGUUUGUGUUGCUACUCCUCUUCCUGCAUCCAAUCAGAAAAUACAUGGUGCUCAUCUUGAUGUUUGGCUGCAAGAGAGCCAAGCUGGCACCUGUGAUGGGUCUUAGGCAUUGGCUGAUUAUACUCCUUCAGCCCAUAUUCCAAGUGCUGCAUUUGAGUGAAUGUAUUUCUGUAUUUCCCCCCCCCCCAAACCUUUUUUUUUUUUUUUGCAAGCUUUGCAGAAAAAGAAACAAGCAAGCAGAGACCAAGCAUUUAAUGGAUAUAUUUUUCACUGGCUCUUUUAUCAACAGCAUAUGAAAAAUCCCAAAGGACAGAAGCAGUUAGCUAACCAAUGAGGCAUCAUAGCCAAUUUUAGGUUCCAUGCAGGAGAAAAAGAUACUGAAGCCCCAGCAGCUCUAGGGGAAAGAGAUUUAAAUUUAGGUUUAGUACUAAGAAACAUGCCUCCCCUCUGCUUGGAGACCAGUCUGUAAGAGAUUACUGUACCCCAGGGCAGCAGUUUGGAGGAUGAUAGAGAUGUCAGCCUGUGAGUGCAAAGACUUGUACCACUGGAUGGUGAACCAGCAGGGAUUUCUCAUUAAUGGAAUGAAUGUUAACAAGAAUAAUUCUGUUUUGUGAGCUGGUGUGUGUGUGUGAAGGAUAAAUGAUAGGGACUGAUGGAUGGUCUUCACAGAGAUUUGAUUAGGGAGAAGGUGAAUGGCAGUGUGUGUGAGAGGGGGAGGAGGUGUAUGCACGUGGUACAUCCAUUGCAAGAGGCAGCCCCACUUCUAGUUGAUAAUGUCUGACAGACAAGUCAGCAGAAGUAACCAGGCAGGUCCUAGGCAAAAGCAGAAGCUGAGCCCUGGUGUGGUAUUUCAUUUUUACUAUCUUUUGCAUUGUAAGGUCUUGGUUUUUAUGUUGCACAGUGGUAACAAACCUCUACCCAAGAAUUUCUCUAUAAAACUUUUCCCGGUAACAGAGGUUUCUGUUUUAUGCUAAUAAAACAUUUGACUAUUUGAUACUAAUUCCCACAGUCAGUAUGGGAGCACUGAGUGACAGCUUUUUUGACCUGGUUAGCAUCAGUUUGGGCUCUGAAGUAACACUGUUAAAGCUUGUAUGAGCCCUUUCCCAUUCCUGAAAAAGCAGGAGACAGGCCAGACCUACUAGUUGAGAGGCCAGGCAGGCAGAACCAACAGAAACAAUCCCUCAUUCUGCCUGAGGCCUUCCUAUGCUGUUAGAAUGCAAAUAAUAAAUUAAGAAAGACAAAAUAGUCGUAUAAGCCAAGUAAGCACUCUAGCAGACUUAGCAGGUCCACCCUCAGGUACAGGGAUAGCUGAAAAAACUGAAGGAACUGCAUGAACUGCUCGAGAGGGAUAUAGAAAUAGGGGAAAAAAUGUGAAUCCCUUUGCAAGUGAGAUGCGGGAGACCCCUAAACUGAAAAGCCAAACCUCUGAUAUCUUCCCUGCUGCCUUUGCCAGAAAGCCAUUAGGAUUCCCUGCCUGAGGCCGGAGCGUGGCCAAUUGGAACUCAGCUGCAGGGUAGCAGACGGCAGGAGGAGUUCCCGACCCCGGCUUGCCCGCCGCUGCCAGCCCUGCGUGCAGGAUGCCAGGCACGGGGAAGCCGGCGGCCAAGGCGACUGCCUCCCAUGGGAGCGAGCGGGACGGCAGAGGUGGAGACUUGGCUCCGUCCCUCGGCUUGCUGGCCAAAAGAGCUGCACCGGCACAAGGGAGGGAGUGUGCUGGAAGGCGACCACUGCCAGUUACUCCAAGCCUGGGAGGGAAGGGGGAGAGGAGGUGUGCUCCUUUCUAGGGCUCUGCCUGCAUCCUGGGGCGACGCUUCUGCCUGCCAGCCUCGAUGCAUUGUUGGGAUGCUUAGCGACCGGAGCUGUCUCCUGGGGAUGUUAAGGAUGGUGGAGCAGAGCAUGAGAGCUGCUCUGCUGAAAGAUUGCUCGUAGCUUUAGAUGCUUGCUGGCAUGGAGAGGGGCUCACUCCAUUACUAACAUUUCCUGGGACUGAGCUGUUUUUCUUUGACAGCAUUAGUCUGGAUUCCUUAUGAUUUCUGAUCUGUGUUUGCCAUCUGUUUUCCCCAAUGGCAUUAUGCAUUUUUUCAGAUCAAAAACCCAUUCCCCAAAAUUUAAUCUCAUCUAUAAAGUGAAAAAAAAUUAAUAUAUAAAAUAAACUAUGGUGUGUAGUGAAUGUAAAUGAGGCACACCUUUGCUCCUUCUUUCUCCUGUGGAGAAACACAUUACUUCUCUGACUAAUCCUAUUGAUUUGGCUGGGGAGCUACAGCCUGCUGCUGAGUCUAAGUGGCAGCAUCCGGCCAUACAGUGGCAAGUCUCUGUGGCCAUUGGCACAAAUCCUUUACUCCCCAGCCGACUCCACUGAAAUUUCGUGAGGUUACCUCUGAGCGAGCUAUUCCAGAGGAGCCAGGAUUUCAAACCGUGACCCUGACUUAGGAGUACAUUUUUUAAAUUUCUAUUUGCAAUGUCCCAUGGCAAAGGUUUACUUUUCACUCAGUGGAGCUGGCGGCAGAGAAAGUCAAAUGAGUUUCCUAAUCUGGUAUGUUCUAAAUCUGGUUUGUCUCAAAUACAGCCUGAGAGAUAUGCACCACAAGUGGAAAAAUAACUGCCAGCACGCAGAUGCGUUUCCUCUUGGAGCAAAUAAAGCUGAGUUUUAAAAUAAAUGUUAAAUCUCAUCCUUGGUAUGAAGGGAGACAGGCCUGUAGCUCAGGUAUGGGGAGAGAUAUUUUAAGGUGGGCUGUGGAAUACAACUCACCACCAAGCUUCUGACCCAGCGUAUGUGUCCCUUUUUAUCUGCUAAGUCCAAUAAUAAGCUUGUUAUUAGAGGACAUCUGUUACUGCCUGAUAACACGUACAGAGAGCAGGAGCGCAGUGUUGGUGGGCAGCCAGGGAUUUUGGCAGCUGUGGGGAGCGGCAGCUUCGCGGACUGUUUCACACCUCGUCCAGAGCUGGGGUAGCACAUCCCUCCCAUGGGCCUGCGGCUUGGGGGGAGGAUGCCAGGAGUUCGAGGUGAGGGCUGUUCCUGUGUGGAGCUCUCCUGUGCCAGCUGGUGUGCACAUGUGCCAGAGCCAAGACGAGUGCAGGAGCAGUGCCUCAUCCACUCAUCCUCCUGCAGCCGCAACUGGCCCCCUCAGUGUCAGGUCACUGUGGUGGGUCUCCUGGCACACCUCCAGGACAGGCAGCGGAGCAGCUGGCAGAAACGUGCCACGUGCUGGGUUCUGCCUUUUCCUUCUGCGUUUCCACGAGAUGCAGUUCACACACUGGUUUCUUGCCCCCAAGCCUCCUUGCCUGAAGAAAAACAUUCAAGGAGACUGUGUGAGCUGAAUCUGAGCAGCAGGAGGUUUUCCCCAAAGUCAUUGCUGUAGGUAAUGUAUAUUUAUGAGUGGAACAAAGUGGGCUGCAGAUACUUUGAAAGGCUGCUUUCCUCUUGGGGUGGCUUAGUAUUUAGGCAAGUAGGGAGUGGAGAUGCUGUCCAGACUGCAUUCACCAGUGGCAGAGCAGCAUGGUGCAGGACAGAUGGCAACUUCCACCCAUCUUCCUGUGGGUCAGGAGAUGCUGGUAUUCUGAGAUUCGGGAGACUGGAUCCUUCCAGUACCUAGAGGGGGCCUACAAGAAAGCUGGAAAAGGACUUUUUACAGGGGCGUGUAGUGAUAGGAAAAGGAGGAAUUGCUUUAAACUGAAAGAAGGUAGGUUUAGAUUAGAUAUUAGGAAGAAAUGCCUUGUAGGUGGUGAGGCACUGGAACAGGCUGCCCAGAGAAGUGGUGGAUGCCUCACCUCUGGAAGUGUUCAAGGCCAGGUAGGAUGGGGCUCUGACCAGCCUGAUGUAGUGGAAGGUUCCCUUGCCCAUGGAAGGAGGUUAACCUAGAUGAUCUUUAAUGUCCCUUGCAGCCCAAGACAUUCUGUGCUCUGCAGGUCAGGAGAUUGCAUCACUCUGCUGGGCUUUAGCACACCACAGUGUGACACACAACUCCAUUGCAGCAACGAGGCUGGGUCUGUACUGCCAUGUGUGCCUGACAGUCUGGCACUUGUCUGGGGAAGGGUCUUUCCAGAGAGGGAAACUGAGGAUGGAAAGUGAGUUUUGAAUUUGCACCAUAUUCUUCACUGUUUAUGUAUGAGCAAUGCUGAUGUCAUUUCCAGGGUGACUGACUGACACAUAAAUUAGCUUGUGGCACUGGAAAUAGAAGGUGUGAUGUGGUGGAAAGGCCAGUUUGCCUUCUUGCUGGUGAUCACAUGAGUUCUGUGGGACUGACCAGGUCCAUAGCCUGUAUUUGCACAGUGUAAGGAAAAUGUACAGGCACUGGUUUAUGGCCAGUGGCGGUCAGUGUUUGCUGGGCUGGGCUGCAAUUGAUCCAAAUGGCUUUUCAUGCAGGGGCCAGGAAUUUCCAGCUGAACAUUUUUGGCCACCACAGAGCACCAUAUUUCUCUAUGUCUGAUCAUCUAUCUCUAUACAUACACAGAUAGGUAUAUUGAGAUAUACAUAGACACAUAUAUAUCUAUAUAACUUAGUGGGCCAAACUGCUCCUCUUGUGGAAGGCAUUUCAUGAAGGGAUUGCCCUCCAGCUUGAGAAGCUUAUGUGCGGUUCUCUGCAGAUCUCGGGAAGGUCAGUUUUCCCUAUGUCACCAGCACCAGUCCCGCUGCUUUGGGAAAGCCACUGGUUACCUUUCAUUUGCCCUGUGAAUUUGAGAUUCAUUAAGGUGCUGUCUAUUUCUGUGGUCGUGUAGGUCUCUCUAAAGACUGCCAGGUAGCCCAAAUCUUGUUGAAUGUAUCUCAGCUGUAGUUCCUAUUCUUUUGAGCUGGAUUGUUUCAGCCAGGGCACCUCAAGAGGAAUGAGGAGUGCCACAUUUGGCUAAUAAUUUCACACGUAGCCAACGUGUGAGUUUACUUUAGUGAGAGCAGGAUUUUUGCUCAUGGAUCAAACAUCAAAGAAUUCUUACAUAAUGCAACAUCUUUUAACAUUGGUAAAAUAUUAGGUCACAAUCAUGUAGUGCUCUGAUGUAUUUUAUUAUUCUAUUUUGUUUCUGAAUGUGGUUCACCUCAAGUGAUUCCCUAGCCUCGCAGAAAAUAAUCAUACAGAUGACUUACAGUGAGUCUUGGUUAGGUAGCUGUGAAUUUUGGCAGCACCCUAAGUAACAGCAUCCCAAGCAGGAGCAGCCAAUUUUCCUUACUUGUCUGUAUCAUAUCUUUCAGCUGGCUGUGGGACUCAGAAAGCCAAGGAGAGAGAGGUCUGGCAGGUGUGGUAGGCUUUGGCUCCCCAAGGGAUGGGGCUGGGCUGGGCUGGGCUGGGCAAGCAAGCAGGCAGGCCUUGGAUGAGCAAACCCCACUGCCUGGCAUCCCAGGGGGCAGUGGGAGGCAUCAUUCUUUAAUGAGUGCUUUUGCUGUGAAAAUACAGGUGUUGAAACAGAGUCUUUGGUGAGAAAUUUCCAUCACCUGCUGGUGUGCUGUUUUCAUGUGUUGCAUGUAGCAAGGGUCUGCUUUUACAUUUCCCUGUGGCGCACCCAGGACAGAUAUGGAGGUAUCAUUUUUCCAUUGCUGCUUAAUUGAAGAGAUUUUCUGUUGGUUUCUCUUGCCUUUUUUUACUUCCUCCUCCAAAAGUGUAGCAUGCUUGGUCCCCUAUGUGAAGCUGAUUUUUCAAGGCAAUAAUUAAAAUUUCAAAUUUCAAAUAUUUGAGCUACUUCUUUUGCAGUGAAAGCUGACAAGUAGGGAGGUGAAUAGAGAGUUUGAAAGUGUGGAGGUCAUUUCAUCCCAGGUUUGUGCAGAGAUAAGUUUUCUUGAGUGCUAUGCUUUAUGGCAUUACCUGCUUGGAGAAGCCACGGCUGGAGAUUUUGGAGCAUCCUCCUGAGAGCGAGCCUGCCGUUUGUUAGCAUUUGCACCGGCACAGUGAAGGCUUUUGCAGCAAAACCACACUGAUCAACUCUGGUUCUGCUCCUCACCACCCCUCCCUAGGCUUCCAGGGGGAUCUGUCUUUCCUGUCACUCAGGAUAAUGAUUCCCUACCGGCAGCACAGAGAUCCAGAAAUGCGCUGUAAUCUUGCUGAGAGUUUGAUUCCCCAGCUGGGACUGCUGGAUUUAUACAGCCAGGCAGUAGAUGGUCAUUGCACUUAAACUUGUACGUUGGUGCGCUGAACCUCUAAAUGGGCUGAAGGGUCUCUCUUUGUCUGGAAAUAACCUUCAUUCUUAGAGUGGUGCAAUCUAUGGAUUUCAUCAGGUAAAUUGGUUUAGAUUUAACUUGAACCAGCUAUUCAAUUCUAAAAGAUUUCAUUUUUUGUUUAAGGGUGGAUUAAUAUUUCAUUCCCAAAUUGGUAGUUAAUGCAAUGGAUAUUUAAUUGUAAAUGUAUAUCUUUAAUUAGAACUUGGUGCACAGAUGCAAAAAUUUCUUAUCUUGCAGUUUUUCAAAAGCACACAGCUUUGCCCUUCAAAAAUACUAUUCUGUGUAUUUAAAGGUCUAAAUGACCUUUUAAUCAGACAUUACACCUUUACUUCCAGCUGAUAUGACAACGUCUGACAGUAACUCAACCUGAUGUGGCAAGAAAAUAAAUAAAGGCCAUCUCAGUCACUGUGUCUUUAAAUCUCUCUGUCUAGCUGUGGUUUUGUGUUCAGGCAGAUGGACCCACAGCAGAAUAUUACGUUUAGUUUUCAGGUGAAGACAAUCUAUUGAGUUUAAUACGUUUUCAUGUUUGACUGUUCUUUUGAGGUCAAUUUAGUCAUACAUUUGUUUCCUGCCAUUCCAAACUCCAGUCUCUUCUGCAGCCAACCUCUUUAUAAAUUAUAAAUCUGUGUACCUCGCUCUCAGCAGCCAUCUUACAGCCCACAAAGACCGGUGCGGAUGGUCUAGCAAUUGCAUUAGCUCUCCUCGGUGUACCUGGGGAUGAGGGCUGCUGUGCUUUGUCACUGCUUGUGCUUAUGCUCAACUCACGUAACUGGGCAGAACCGGGUCUGGUAAAGACGGAUAUGAGCAAUUCCUACUUUUGGACGACCAACACAAAGAAAACUCACACUGAUCAGGGUGAUUGUAUUCAAAAAACAAGCUCAUUGUCUUUGGGAGUUGAUUUUCAGAUGAUUUAUUAAAGAGUAAUGUUCGUGGAGGGGGAGUGGGUAUUGAAUUGACAACAGGUCAGACUUCUAAUGACAAAGCAGAAUUAUUUUGAUAUCUGAUAUUUCCAUGUGGACAAAAAAUAAACAUAACAAUAACAGCUUUCCUUUCAUACGGCUUUUACAAAAAGAGGAGCUGUGUACUGCUUGAGCCUGAUAAUCACAAACUCGACUAAUUAUUCAACAAAAAAUAGUUGCCAUACUAAUGAGCAGUUCCCUGGAAUUCAGAAAGAAAUAUUCUGACAGCAAGUACAAUGCACAUUGUACCCUGCAGGGUCCAUGGUUUGUUGUUUUUUUAUGGAAACACUAGGAAAACAUUUUAAAGUGCUCCCUGAAACAAAAAUGAAAGAAUUCUUUCAAAAAGAGACAUGGUAUCUAUAUGUGACACCAGCAAAAUCCAUGAGAACUUUCUCAUUACAAGUAUUUAUUUGCAAAUUUCUGCAGUUUUAUUUUUAGGGGAAUUUCUUUGGAUGUAACAAUAAUAUUUGUGGGUAGUUCUUAAUGAAACAAGUACUUUUGAGCUGGGACAGACUGAUACAGAGUCAUCUUAGGGCUCAUUCUCACUUCCCUGGAUAGCGCAGUCAUUAGUUCUGGUGGAGAGACAUGUGGAUCUAGAUGCAGGGGUUCAAGGGCUCUUUUACAAUCUUUUAACUGAAGGAAACUGAGCAUAAGAAGUACCUUACAGAAGUGACACAGUCCUUGUAGGCUCAGCCCCUCAGCCUCUCAUGUAUGUGGUACUUUAAAGCUGUGAAGGGAAUUUGCUGGUAAUCAUAUGUGUAUGGAGGCACCUGAAUGCAAGUGGAUAUCAUUUCCAGGGGGCAACAGGUGGAGGAAGGAGGGAAUAUAGCAACUCUGCGAGUAAGCCAAGGUCCAGCAUGUGUGUGAAAGAAAGUACAUGGGCAGUCUGGGCAGCAUCCCAAGGUGUUUCCUUCAGUGAAAUGAAGUCAAGGAUGUGUUUAAAUUCUUUCUGCAUUGCAACCUAAAUGUGGAAUGAGGUGGCCAGCCUGAGGUUUCAAAAUACUGACCUCUGUUCCCAAGAUGUCUGUAGACACAGCACACUUUCCGAGUGACAGAUCAAUGCCUUUGCUAUUCCCCUGUCACAAACAUGGUCUUGCCAAAGCAUGUGUUUAAACCUGCAAACCCAACCAAGCCAUAACGGUGCAUCCAGUAUGCCAAGGCACAGGGAGAAACCAUUGUACAACUGUGUGGUUAUCCUAAAAGCACUGUCUGUUUUCCAGGUAUUUUUUCUAGCAAUGUUUACAUUUUCAUUACUAACUUGUUAACUAAGGAGAAGACAGCAUGUUAGGUGUGUUAAAUACUGAGUACGAUGUAUUGCUCGUGAUCCUAAAAUGGUGUGUGUUUGGAGAAGGAUGUUUCUAUUAAUUGUCAAGCAAUGUGAGGCAUCGUGCUGUUCCUAGAUAACUGAAAGUAUGCCUAAAAUGUAAAGGAAAAGAACAACUAGAACUGGAGUAUUCCAAUGCCACAAAAGAAAGCUUAACUUGUUUUCUUGCUUUUUUUUUAGAGAACACCUGUUCCCAGCGCUGAAGCAUUCCGAUGGUUCUUUUAAGCAGUAGUGUAUCUUAUUUUCGAGGCAGUCCGAAGUGAAUGGCAAGCUAAAGUCUUGUUUUAAGAAACUGCUUAGUCCACCAUUGAAGAUAAUACUCAGAUACUAUUUUCAUUUAUGUAUAGGGGUUUCCUCAAAAGCAAAAGACAAAAAUCUGGGAGCCUGGGGAAUUGGCCAGCUUCUUCACAUUCAGUACACCGAUUCUUUCUUUGAUGUAACUUAGCUAUACUAGUGAAGUUGUUGUCUAUUUUUAAAGUGGCUGUAAAAAAAAAAAAAGUUUGGGUAAACCCCUGCUAUAAAGUCAUGUAUCUUUGAAAAGUAACAUAUCUAUACUUCAUUUUCAAAUAUAUGUGUUUCAGUACUGUAAACUGUACAGAUAGCCGCUUGUAUUUUGUGUGUUUAGACACAAGGAGACAAUCAUGUCUGAGCAUCAAUGGAGAUAAACGGUUUGUACACAACAGUGUGGUUCUGCGAGUUAAAUCCGGAGCAAUAAAUUCUAGCUUUAACUAUUAUUUUGCUAGUUGUUUAGCAUCAGCAGCAACAGCAGCACUGUUUUACCCUGCAUCCUUCCAUAGAGACUUGAUGCCAAGUUUUCCAAGAUAAAAAAGAUUGUGAUGCAUCUAGCAAUUGCCUUCUGUUGUGGUGUUGUGAGAGGGGAAGACGUAACAUUUAAAAUUAAUCUUUCAAGCACUCUAUUAGAGUAGUCGUUUAUGCACUUGCAUUGCUUCUAAAUGAGCUUUACAGAGGGGUAUCUCUCCAAAAAUGCUGUCUGGUGUCUGACUUAUUUUCCACUAUACUCUGAGCUGGAGUGCCCAGCAUAGGCAGAUGUGCAAAACUAGUUUUCCAAAUAAAGGUUGUUCUAGGAUGCAAAACAGAGUACCAGACUUUAGAAAAAAUGAUGACUCAGCUUAAUUACCCUUCACCUACGAGAUCUUGUGUAGCAUUUUCAGUCAAUGGAGUAGGCAUUUUAUAAAGUGGAAUGCCAUAUUUUUGGUUCAAGUGGAGCUCUUCAUGGUUAAAUGAGUUUUGACAGUUGGACUGGUUUGGGUCGCACUUGCACUUGUGCUCAUUUGAGAGCCUGGAUAUUUUUGCAGUAUAAAAAUGAGCUUUUUUUAAAAAAAUGCUUUUAAAAAAGACCACUUCUCCCCACACAUUUCUUGGUCCACAGAUCUUGGAUUUGCUGAAUGACUGGUCCCUUAGGCCCCCAGAAAAAUGCUUUGCCGUUCUUCUUCCUGGUCUAGCUGCACGGCGGUAAUGUCUACUCCAUAGAAAGGCAGCACACAGAGGGAUACAACUCACAUGCCGUAAAAAAUAUGGAAGAUUCUAAACUUAGGGAUACUUUUUAUCAGUUGAUCAUCACUUUUUAUUGCUUGGCUUUGUCAUACUGCUCACAAGUGAGAAGGCCAUGCCAUCAAAGUAAGUGAAUGCUGUUGUGCCAUGUGUUUGAUAGAUUUAUAAUUUUGUAUGAGAUAGGACUACCAGUAGUUUCACAGACAAGGUGCUGGACAUGUAAAUAACCAGUUAAUGUUGCACAGCACAUGCAAAUCUCCUACUGUUUCAGCACUUUCUCCAUUUUUUUGCUAAGUACUUCAGCCCCUGGUCACACUUACAUGGUGAAGCACAAGGGAUGGGUUGGGAAUGCUAUAGUGUGGGACCUGUGCAGGUGGGGAAGAUGCCAGCUUUGGCAAGUGAGGGAGCUCACAGGGCUGGCAGGUGUUGGGAACAGCUCAGAAAGCGAAGACCAAGGGAUGGAGGAGGAGAAGACUCCAGAGGUCACAUGUGUGUGUCAGCAGGACCGGGCAGACCGUGGGUGAUCCAGGGUAACUGGAGGAGAGCGGGCGGGCUGGGCUUACACCUGCAUCCUCAACUAAGGGUCGAUGCACGUGUCUAUGUCUUUGCAUCAUAUGACAUCACCUAUGUGGCUUCAGAGGUGGAAUGUCACACUUAAAAUGCUUCUAUCAUGGUGCCCCUCUUACAGUUUGUAAGAGAUCCUUAGUUAAAUAUCAUCCAGUGCCCAUUCAAUGAGCUUUAUGUCUUUUUGUAUGGCAGCUGUGUACAGAUUUUUUUUGUGCUGGAGACAUUUUGGUUAGGUCCUCUGUUACUGAUUGCUAGACCAAUACGAGCUCUGCAAGGUCUUCUCUACCAAAGCACUGAUUGAUUUACAAACUGAAGCCUUAUUUGCACAUCUGGCUGGUAAGCUUGCCUUGCUCUUUGGAAAACUCUGAUUGCUCUUACAGAAGCAGAGGCAAAGUUAAGUUCAGGCUACAUUAGGUGUACAAAGAUACUCAUAGCAAUGUACUCACUGUCUAAUACCCUAAUGUUGCAUGUCUUGAUGUGCUUUCUUUUUUUGUUUUGUUGUUUUGUUUUAAAGAACUGAUGGGUCUGUAUAUUGUAAUUGUGGUGUUUGACAUGUCAAUUCAAAACUGUUAAAACAAACAAACAAACAAGAAAGCCUGUUAAUUAUUGAAAAUGAACAAGCGUUGAUUUUUCUUUGAUUUAUCCAUAUGGUUUUUCUUUUGGAUGUUGUUCCUUUGCACCAUCAGGUUUUUAGAUUUUGCUGAAACAGUAUUUAUAUGAUGUAGUGUGCAUAGAGCAUUUUAAUUAGUGAUGUUUGAAGAAGGAAAUCCCUUUUCUGGCCUGUCUCUCUCCGCUGCCCUUCCCUCCUCCCCUCCCCUCCCCUUUUAUAUACAUAUUUGUCAAUCUGAUUAUUGUCAAGUUCUAAUUACCAAAUUCGUGCUUUUCACAAGGUCCAAUAUAAUUUUUCAGUGUGAAAAUUUAUAUUCUUCUCCAGUCUUCGUUCUCACAAAGACAAAUGAAAAAAAGGGGGUGGGCAAAAAAAAGCAGAACUUUUGUCAUCUUCUAGGUGAGAGUGCUAAGCCUAAUGGAAGCAUUUUUGGCAUACCCCAGAUAAACUUAUGAAAAAUUCUUAUGUUGAAAGGGAGGCACACGUACCCAUUCUGUCAAUUAAUAACAGACCCUCCCUAUGAGGGAAAAUACUCCCUUUUGUACAGACCCCCUGGUAUGUAAGUCCUACAAUUAAUGUUGAAGAAUGUAAAGUCUUCAAAUGGGCUAUAUCUGUAAUCAAAUAAUGAAGAAAGAAAGUAGUUAAAUGAACAUACCAUUCAGGGUCGAAUGCAUUCAGCAAAAAGCAGUAGUGGGUCUUUGAUCAUGGUUAGAUGCAUAGUGAUAUCAAACAGUGGGUUCUCAUGUAACAGCUAAAUGUUUCAGAUUUUGUUUUUAUUAAAUUUGGCAGUUUCACGCUGAGCUCUACUGUAUUCUUAGUGAACAAAAGACAGCUCCUAUGUUAGAAAGUACUCCAUUUUCACAAUUGCAGGGAACUAGGAGGGUAUUUUCAGAAACAUGGGCCACAGAAAUGUACUCCUUUCACAGUGUUCUCCUAUUUCUGAACUGUGCAGUUAUCUAUUAAAUUUUCUAAUAGAUAUUUGUGUAAGGUGUAUGUAUGCUUGUGCAAUUAUGGAAAAAAACAGUUUUGGAAAACAGUGUAUUUAUGAAAAAAAUAAUCACUUAUGGGGCAUGUACAAAACUGUAUAAAAACAUUCAAUUUGCCCAGUAAAGUUGUUUUUGUGAUAUUUCUGUGUUGUUGAAUAAAGGACUUUAGUAUUCAAAAUAUCUCUCUUUUUCCAUAAACAGGUCCUGUUUGUGGGAUCUUAAACAAAGAAAACCUCUUUUAGAAAAGAACCCUCAAAAUGAGUGAGAAGGUCCAAAUGCUGACCUCAGUCUUGCUUAUGGGAAUGAAUGCUUAUGAAGUGAUGGUACAAUACCUACCAAACUAAUUCCUUCUCAAUUGGCAAUUGAUGGAAACCCCAUAAGUUAUACAACUGAAGGUAACAUCAUACUCUGGAAUUUUUUAAAAUAGCAGAAAAAUACUGCCUUUUUUGACUAGGAAUAUUACUUUGAGAUUUUUGAAGAUAUGAAAAGGUUGGUGAAGUAGGAGCAAGACUGAUUACAGAAAGGCCUUAAACCCUUUAGUGCAGACCUGUGUUGUAUAAAAAGAGUGGACUAUUGAGGGUGAUGUGAUAAAUUAGCAGUUAGCUUGGUAGGAAGAAGCAUGCAAAGGUGAAAUCUCAUCUGUAGUUCUUGCAACAAACAAUAGUCCUGAGAAUAGAUCAUCCUGUUGCUGUUGGAGUAUUUGGAAUUAUGAAUAUGGUUUGUGAGAGAAUGCCAAUAUAAUCUUCCUUUUCAUUUUAUUGCUUCUCAGUUCAAAUUUCAGCUCUCUACCUGUCUAGAAAAAUGUACAUAGCUAAGGAAAUGAUUUUCACUUGACAUUUUGUUUCCCCAUACUACUUGCCAACACUGAAGCAAUUUCAGAUAGGUGGGAAAGUUCGUGACAGUGUCGGCAGCACGUCACCUGAUUUUGGUGAAAUUUGGAAUGUCAUUUUUCUGGAAAUAUUCCUUUAAUCAACAGAAAGUCUGCUCUCAGGUGCCCAACCAGAAUUUUUAAAGAGUUUGAAAAAUGAGGUAGGUCCUUUAGUCUGUGAGAUUCCUUCAAUGCCAGCUGAUUUUCCAGGGGGAGCCUUGGUGUAUCCUUUUGUUUUUUAAAGAAAGCAACAAAAGAAAAAGGAACAGAAGUGGAUUUUCCACUGAUCCUGUCUGCUCUUAUCGAAAUCCGUAAGGAUAUAUGUUCUUGGGAGACGUAGACCGCUCAUUAGACAAGAGUGAAUCUUGAGGUCUGUUUGAAGAGGAGGAAAAGGGCUGCCAGGUUGCUCAGGCAUACUCAGUGAUCUCUCUGGAUUAAAUAUAGAAUUCACAGGGAGGAAAAACACUCAUUUCAUGAGACGGUCGAUUUGGAAGCGGGAAGAGGUCUCUGAGUUCCUAUUCCUUUAAUGCUUUCUCUUUCAACAUUUUUUCCCCUCAAGUAUUGUUUUAUACUAGUCUGAAUGAAAAAUGUCCCUCAGCUCUGGAGAAAUACUCGCCCCAGAUAUGAACCUUGCAGUUUCAAACUACCUCUAGUUUUUUAUAGCUGUUGUUUUUUAAUUUAAAAAAGAAACCACAACCAACCUAAAAAAACCUCAAACAACAAGCAGGUAAUUCUUCAAAGUGGAAACUGGCAAACUUAUUACUGAGCCUGUUAAAGGAAGGAAAAUACCCUUUUGUGUGGAGGCUCAAUUCUUCGAGGCUGUGUUGGACUCAAUUUGGUUUUGCCACUAGCCAUUUCAGUGCUCUCAUAUAUUUCCAGGGAACAAGUCUGAAAUUAUGAAUGGUCUAGUGAUACAGGGCAGUGUGUCUUCUGGGAGGCUCUAGUCUUCCCCAGGUUCCCAUGGGCUUUACCAGAUAGCUCAUGAAAUUGGAGGAUAUUAUAUAGGUGACUUAGUUAUAAGUUCAAUCUUACUUCAGUGUAAGGAUCUACUCAGUCAUCAGUGUGCAUUGGGCAUGGAUAGACGGCCCCAAAAUCUGUAAAGGAAAGAAAUACUUCUCAGUAAUAACCGCAGAACAUGCAAUAAAGUGAGACCACUGGAACUAUCCGAGGAAAGAAAGGUGAAGUUCCACAUCAGCAAAGAUGUCAGGAUCUGUUCCCGCUGUAGUGUCAUCUCUGUUUGCCGUUUGGUUUUUAGGAUGGACACGCUCGGCUGGGUCACUGGGUCCUUCAGCAAAGCAGUUCUGCCCAGGGAAGGCAGAAUGAAGGAAACGCGGGUGGCAAAACGUAAUCUUGCAAGACAAGGAUCUAGACUGCCUAAAGUAUUUCCACUGCUCUUCUAAGUUCUGAGACGAAUUAAAGGAUUGUCACAUUAUUAUUAAUUUAAUAAGCAGGAAUAGUUUGUCAUGCUACUGCCCACUCCUGAAAAGGUGUUUUAGGAAUUAGCCUUAAUGAGUUAAUUUUCCAAUAAACUUCAAAGGUACUUCUUAGUCUAAUAUGUCUUCCCCAUAACUGAAGAUGCUGUGACUGUGGGUUCAUUGGCCUGUAUUAGGCCUUGACUUGUAGAGUCAAGGAUCUUUGCUAGAAAAUAAUUCAGCUGAAUUCUGGUAGAAAGAUCUGCAGGUGAUGUGAUGUGAGCCUGGAUUAAUUAUUCAGUGCAGUUGUCCUCAGCUUGGUUUAUGAUGUGUUUAAGCAUCCUACAUUUGAAAAGAAAUGUAGGAUCUUACCUUGCUCCUUGAAGUAUGCUCUCUUUACAGAGGGUUAGUAACACUAACCCUCUGUACUUCUUCAGGAAAGCCCAAAGCAUUAGAAGAAAUCUCUUUUUGGUUAGACAUUUUCCUUUGAAAAGAGAAGGAAGAGCUAGUCCAGGUCAGAAACUCCUGAUGCUUGCCCAAAUCUCCUAAUGGGUCUUCUCUGCAUUGGACGUAGCUUGUGAGCAAAGUCCAUACAUCAGCUUGACUAUCGGACACAACCCUACAGAAUAUCAACACUAAAGCAAACAGGACCCAGUGGGGAACGUUCCCAUUGCCAUCUCCCUGGUACACACAACAAACACAAGUUUAUGCCAGAUGUCCAACACCCCUUCCCCUCCCAGGGGUCAGAUUUGCUGUGCCCAGCAGAGAGGUGAGCCUCCCUAGAUCUGAUGAACCCAUAGCAUGCUGGAGGUUUUUAAGAAGAGAGAAGGUUUAUAUGUCCAGAUAGGGACUAGAAUAUCUCGACCCACAUGUCUCACAUUAGCUUUUGAUUUCUAGCUGUGAGUGUCGGAGGCCUCCAAGCUUUAGGAGAAAGAGCUGGACUGUUGAAUAUACCUAGUCUCUUAUGUGCCUAUAUUUUAAUAGUCAUACCUAGAGAUUGAUAGUGAAUUUUAGCAGCUGACAUGUUGACUGAGAAUGUACUGGUUAAUGCAAAAUUAUGACAAUUGGCUUUCAACCUGUUUUUGGAGAAUUAGUGGGUAAAUAACCUGAUCUAAAGAAACCUGUCACCCACAUUAGGAACUGUGAACUAAUUAUUGCUUUCUGAUACUCUGCUCUUACUUGUUUUGCCUUUUUAUCCUGAUUGUUUGCAUUCCUAGGACUGAUUUGCCUUUCUGAUGCAAUGCCAUGUGAUCUGCUGAUUAAUUUUUGUGAGCAAUCGUAAACUCCAACCUGUGGCUGACUUGGUAUAUUUUUAUGCUACGCUCCAUAAACAUUCAUUCAUUUCUUAUGAUUACUGUGUGGAAACAGACUUUUACAGGCUAAUAAACUUGGAUUUCAACUGGAUAAA